AUAAAUUGAUGCAUGCAGGAAAUGAAGAAAUGCAAUACAAAGUUGAGUUCAUAAUUAACAAACAAUAGUAUAUUGUAGCAGCUGGUUCUUUCUUUUGAUCAAUCAAUCAAUGGCUUAUGUUAAGCUUGCUUCUUUUGCUGUCUUCUUGCUUGCUGCAUUCGUAAUGUUUCCGAUGAAAAAAGUAGAAGGAGCAGGAUGUCAACAAAGUUGCGGUACCUUUUUGCCAGGUUGUCGUAACGAUUGUGAAUGCGUACCCGUUGAUUGUACGUACGGUGUUUGUGUGGGCUUUUGCGAAAAUGACAAUGUGGUAAGUGGAAAUUUUCACAGGAAGGUUGAGGAACAUCCUAAGUUAUGUAUGUCUCAUGAUGAAUGCACAAAAAAGGGUAGUGGGAAUUAUUGUGCUCACUUUCCAAAUUCUAAUCUCAAAUAUGGCUACUGUUUUGCCUCUGUCUCUGAAGCACAAGACGCAUACAAGAUAGCCUCUAGCUUGAAAUUCAAGAAAGACUUCUUGAAGAUGUCUCUUCCUGCUUAAUAUCGAUAUGUGAAAAAAAGCCUACGAUGCUAGAUAUAUAUUAUGCAUCUAUGUACUACUUUAAAUAGUAGUCUUUGUUUCCGUCUAAAUAAUUGGGUUUCUUAAUAUCCAUCCAAAUUUCAAUAAUGAUGUAUAUGCAUGGUUGUGGCUAUUUAAGAUAUGGUGUUGAUUUGCAAGUAAUGUAUGCCAUUACUCGUUUUUCAAUUUUCAAAUAUAUAAUAUAUAGUUGGAGAUUUCUAUUUUUGCUUUCA
Messenger RNA from Medicago truncatula (barrel medic), 783 nucleotides. Its product is annotated as albumin-1. NCBI's taxonomy places the organism in Eukaryota, Viridiplantae, Streptophyta, Magnoliopsida, Fabales, Fabaceae. The coding region runs from base 110 to 532 and encodes 140 amino acids. The transcript has 2 exons. The record is from RefSeq and is a predicted model, not a curated record.